Racocetra persica is the source of this 301-nucleotide messenger RNA. The record is from the annotation of a GenBank genome assembly. NCBI's taxonomy places the organism in Eukaryota, Fungi, Glomeromycota, Glomeromycetes, Diversisporales, Gigasporaceae.
AUGGACUUCUCUCCCAGCCGGGAAAAAGAACUUCAACUAAUUACAGACUAUUUUUUUCCCUUGCGUAACGAUGUUUACCAGUUAUUAGAAAAAGCUCGACAAAAAAGUAUUAUUGCUACCAAUUCCCAGGCUUCCUUAUUAAUUCACAUCCCGAGCGAGAAAAACCCGCCACCAGAAUUUCUUCAGUUGAAUUUAACUGAAUUAUUAAUGGUGGCGGAAAUCCAAUUUACUCCCGAAUUAGAAAAAACCACGACCGCCGGAAAUUUUGGCUUUCUUCGGCUGGGAAAAAGCCAGUUAAAAC